Penicillium lagena is the source of this 2028-nucleotide messenger RNA. RefSeq lists its product as uncharacterized. The transcript is spliced from 5 exons. The record is from RefSeq and is a predicted model, not a curated record. Gene Ontology annotation, molecular function: heme binding; oxidoreductase activity, acting on paired donors, with incorporation or reduction of molecular oxygen; iron ion binding. NCBI's taxonomy places the organism in Eukaryota, Fungi, Ascomycota, Eurotiomycetes, Eurotiales, Aspergillaceae. Bases 1 to 2028 code for a protein of 675 amino acids.
AUGACUUCUGCAAGGGGCAGCGUACCACGGCGUCAGAGGACUUUUCACUUUGUGAAUGCGCACCCGUUUUCAGACACCGAAAGCUUUGAGACGCGUCAUUUUCUUCGGUCACAUGUGGGCAGCUGGGUCUGGCAGCAGAUCAAACAGAAAUCCACGAUAUCAGAAACUGAUGAGCCUAGGGAGCGUUCUCAAUGUGCCAACCUCUCUACAAACAAUCCCGAUUGGACUAGCGUCGAAGAUAUAGGCGAUGUACCUGGAUCAUCUACAACGAAGGGCGCCCAGGAUAGUGGCGGAGGAGUUGCUCUCAUCACGAGCGAAAAUACACUGCAUGGAUCGGAUUCGCAUCCAUCUAGGUCGUUGUAUACGCCGCUAUGUACGAUUGAUCAUAUCGGCAAUGCUACGUUGGACCCGUUCCAGACGUUCUCGUCAGAUUUCGACCCUAUGCUUGUCAAUUGGUGCAACAUAUAUAAUCUGACGGUCUUAUGGCCUGGUCUCAUACCGAGCUCCCCGAAAGGCUGCAAAAACUCGGCCAUAUCGCGUUGGUUUCAACUAUCUUGGCAUGAACCUACCCUUUUUACCACCUUCCUAUUCAGUGCAGUAUUUCACUACCAACAAUUGCGUUUGCGCAAUGAAAGCAAGCACGGUAAUAUGCAUACACCUCUGGAGAGGAAGGUCCUAGAACGUUUUGAGUUCGAGUCGAUUAAGAGGGUCAAACAAGCGAUCCAAGAUACGACCCGAGCUGUCAGCGAUGCAGUUAUUCUAAGCGUCGGUUGCCUGGCGAACAAUAGACGAGACGAGUUGCUUAGGGAUGAGAACACAAACUCCCCGUUUGAACCACCCUUGCGAAACCUGCAGUGGCUGGAUAUCUACGGAAGCCUAUCACCAAAUGACAUCCAUUUAUCCGGCCUCGCGCAACUUGUCGGUCUGCGAGGAGGACUGCAAAACAUUGACCUUUCUGCGCUCGCCCCAAUUCUUUGCUGCUCAGAUAUUUUGGCUUCCAGCAAGAUCUUAUCACACCCCAAAUUUCCCUUUUGUCCACUACAAGGAGACCAGAACCAUACACUACAAAGCCAGCUUGGCUUCGGAUCGGCCGAUCUGGAAAAUGGAUUUAUGCAGCUGUGUCAUAUUGGAUUCACAGCGCAGCUGGCCGAGGUCUUACAGGCCGCGAAAAGUUACAUUUCUAUCGUCAAAAGAUAUCACGAGGGAUGUAUAGUUCAACCUGACUUGCGCCAAAUCAGCGACCAGCGCAACCUUGUACAAUACCACCUCCUCGCUCUACCAUCAGCGGAGCACCUUGGUCAGAGCUUUGCCUAUUGUUCUUCAGUUUACGAGAUCGCUCGCCUCGCCGGACUAAUCCUCGGCGUUGGCGUGAUUUUUCCACUGCCUGCUGAGACAUCGCCGUUUUCGUCCCUUAUAAAGCUCUUGCAGAUUGAGCUACAACGACGGUCCAUCUUCAAAUCGAGCUGGUGUACACCGGAUGUGGUCAGGGUGCUCAUUUGGGCCCUAAUGUUGGGUGGUAUAGCGGCGAAGGGCUACCCUGAGAGGCCAUGGUUUGUUGCUGUGCUCCGCUUUUUGGAUAGAGGCGAGGAUGGAGCGUGCAGCCCUCAAAUUACCUUCAGAGAAGCUCAGGACCUUUCAUACUUCCAGGCUUUCAUGAAAGAGGUCAUGCGGAUGCAUUCAGCCUCGGGAUUACCUCUUUGGCGAGUCAUUGCUAAGGGAGAGGUUUUUAUAAACCCUCACGAGUUCCGACCUGAAAGAUGGAUCGAUUCUGAUGAGAUAAAACUGUCUGCAAUGAAUGAGAUGUUCAUCCCGUUCGGAGCCGGCGCAGGGAUAUGUAUUGGAAGACAUGUCUCUCUCCUAGAGAUGCAGAAAGUUAUUCCGAUCCUGGUAACAGAUUUUGAUUUUGAGCUCACUGUCCCAGAGCGCGAUUGGGAUACGGUGAAUUAUUGGUUCAUCAGACCCAAAAAGUUCCGAGUGCGAGUGUCCAAGAGGGCGCGGACCUGCGUCGAGCGCAGUCACGUGAUCUAA